AUGGCGUCGAGGGCUCUUGCCUCGAGCUCUGUUCCCCCACCAGAUGCCCCAAUCCCAGAACUGUACCGAGACUCGGUGCUCCAGGCUUGGGAUAAUUCAAUAAUUCGCUUCCGACGCGACAUGACCCAAUUCUCCCCUGACAUCUACAAGAACACCGCAUUCGACCAGGCCAUAGGUGGGAACGGGGCUAUUAACGUCUGCGUACGAUGGAACUCUAACACGACCGUGACCGAGACUACCCGCCAACAGGUCGAGUCUCAGUACAGGAAGUUGUACAACUUCUGGUGGGAGUGGCUUCCUGGCUACGAUAACUUCCCCUUCGACGAGAUCAAGAUCAACUUCGUUGGGUGGGCUGUGAGGGACCGCAACCAGUUGCAGGGCUCCCUCGACGGCCUCAAUGUCUACACGGAGUUCAAGGAUGAUCAAGGCCUCCCUGAUUGCAACCCUGCCUGCUGGGUCGAGGACCAUCUGGACGGAAAUUUUACUGCCUGUCCCGGUGGGCGCGACCACCGCUACCACCAAUUCUUCCUCUUGAACUCCGCCUGGGGUGAUAUGAACAUGGGCGCGGCCAUUGGGUACGGCAUCGACGUCAGUAUGUACGGCUGGGAAACCGUCGGUAGCAAGAUGGGAUACUGGCCCUUGCUACUGCAUGAAAUGGGUCACACAAUCGGCUUCUUGGACUAUCUCGACCUCGAAGGGAACGCUCCCCCGAACGGAACCAACCCUUUGUCAGUCUGCAGUACCCUUUUCCUUCCUCCGAACCACCCCGAGAACUUCGUCAUGAAGCCUGGAAACGGAGGAUCCAUUACUCCUCCUACCGUCACCGAGAUGGAAGGUUGGAUGAUUCGCUACUGGUGGACCCGGAUUUCUCGUCUCCGCGGCUGGCAGGCUGAUAACACAACAUAUCCCCCGCUGCCGGAUUGCCCUUCGGAGAACUUUGACAAGCGAUCCAGCCACCAUUUUUGCUCCUUGUAA
This is a messenger RNA of Ilyonectria robusta, 975 nucleotides long. RefSeq lists its product as uncharacterized. Lineage: Eukaryota; Fungi; Ascomycota; Sordariomycetes; Hypocreales; Nectriaceae. The coding region runs from base 1 to 975 and encodes 324 amino acids. The transcript is spliced from 3 exons. The record is from RefSeq and is a predicted model, not a curated record.